AGUAAAAAUGACAGAAAUGUUUCCAAAGAAAAGCUCUAUACAUCUCUUCCGUCCUCAUUCAGCUAGUCGCUUAAAGAGUGAUGAAAAUGUUAAAUUUGUUGGAUCAAAGACUAGACCAUCAUCAGCCCAUCCAAAUCCAACAUCUCAUGGAGAAGUUAAACAUUUAAUAUCACAUCCAAUAGAUUUUGUAACUUCUGGUGAUGAAGAUUCACCCCCAGAUGAUUAUCAUCUACCAGUGACCAAGAAAAAAAAGAAACGGACAGUUAUUUCUGAUCCAAAGACUGCUGUAGAAGUUUGGUUAGACAAGAGAAAGAAUAAUUGUACAGAUGAAAUGCAUCCAUUUGUUAAUAUUAGCUUAACAAUCUUGAGAAUUCUGAUGAAUAUGAUACUGAUAUUGAAGAAGAAAAGUAGGAAACCAUCAGUUUGCAAUAAUUUAAAUAAAAAAACAGCCCCAUUUUCUUCCAAUGGUACUGCUAGAUAUUUUGAAACAUUGAAAGCUACAAUUUGA
Messenger RNA from Lottia gigantea (owl limpet), 508 nucleotides. RefSeq lists its product as hypothetical. The transcript has 3 exons. Bases 8 to 508 code for a protein of 166 amino acids. NCBI's taxonomy places the organism in Eukaryota, Metazoa, Mollusca, Gastropoda, Lottiidae. The record is from RefSeq and is a predicted model, not a curated record.